CUAGACCCGAUCCCUAACAACUACUAGACCUCUAACACCGAACAGCCUCCAGAGUCCGGACCAGAGAGAACCGGACCAGAGAGAACCGGACCGGAGAGAACCGGACCAGAGAGAACCGGACCGGAGUCACCGGGAGGACCGGAGAGUCUGUCAUCAUGGGUCCGCCGCGGUCUAAGAAGCGGCGCCCGACGUUCCGCCGGCUGCUGAAGACGAGCGGCGUGAAGCUGGACAACAAGCUGAAGAACCGUCAGAUGAAGCAGCAGAACGUGGCGAAGAAGCAGAGGAAGGAGCAGAAGAAGAUGAGGGCGGCGGUGAAGGACGCCGCCCUCAGGACGCCGCGCCCGCUGGAGACGUACAGGAAGAGACCCGAGGAAGAGGAGGAGGAGGAGUUCCUGGAGAGUCUGCCCACAGACAUGAUGGAGGAGGACGACCUGCAGCAGAUGACCGCCAUGGCUCGCCAAGCGUCCUUCAUCACCAGAGACCUGUCGUCAUGCGGUCCGGUGCACGGCGGGAAGAAGAGGAGCGCCGAGGUCGUCCGCGGUUACGAGAAGGUUCCCAGGAAGCUGGCGAGGACGGAGGACAAGGAGGUCAUCCACCUGCUGCCCAUCAAGGACCGCCGAGGACUCGUCCCUCAGAGCGUAGAGAGAGUCAUCAAGAAGGAGGAAGAGGAGGAGGAGGAGGAGGAAGAGGAGGCUGCUGACGAGCUGGAAGACGCAGAGGGGGCGGAGCCAGAGAGCGGCUUUCCAGCGCUGACAGCAGAUCAGAGAGAGAAGAUCAGAGUUACUAAGAUCAACGAGAAGAAGAUGAACAUCGCCCGUCUGGGAUCGGCCGUCAUGUCUGACCCCUACAGCAACAUCAAGCGUGUGAAGGAGCUGCGUGGGAUGCUGAUGGAGGCGGACCCCAGCGUGGCGGUGACCAUCAGGAAGCUGGUGAUGGUGUCUCUGAUGGAGAUCUUUAAAGACGUCGCCCCGACCUACAGGAUACGACCUCUGACCCCCGAGGAGAAGGCCGCCAAGGUGAAGAAGGACACGCAGCAGCUCCGAGACUUUGAGGAAGGUUUAGUCAGUCAGUACAAAUUCUACCUGGAGGACCUGGAGCAGACCGUCAAAGACUGGAAGCAGAAGAAGAAGAAGCGCAGUCAGGCGGUGGCGUUCCAGUCGUACCUCGGUCUGGCUCAGGUCGCCGUCCGCUGCCUCACCGAGCUGCUGCUCGCUCUUCCUCACUUCAACUUCCACAACAACAUCAUCGUCGUCCUCGCUCCUCUGAUGAACGACUCCGACAAGCAGGUGUCAGGUAUGUGCUGUGAUGCGUUCAGGAACCUCUUCCAUCAGGACAAAGAGGGCGGGCCUUCGUUGGCGGCGGUGCGGGUCAUCUCCGGCCUCGUCAAGAGACUCAGCUACAACGUCAGGCCUGAGGUGCUGAGGACCCUGCUCAGUCUCAGGAUAAAGGAGGUGCAGAUGAAGAAGGACCUGGAGGACACGGCACCGAAGAAGAAGUUCAUGAACAACAAAGAGAAGAAGAAGAACCUGUCCAGGAUGCAGAGGAAGUGGAAGAAGGCGGAGGAGGCGCUGCAGAAGGAGCUGCUGGAGGCUGAAGCCACUGAGAACAAAGAGAAGAAGAUCAAGCUGCACACAGAGACGUUGAACAUCGUCUUCCUCAUCUACUUCAGGAUCUUGAAGAAAUCUCAGAAGUCUGUUCUUCUUCCUGCCGUCCUGGAGGGUCUGGCCAAUUUUGCUCACCUCAUCAACCUGGAGUUCUUUGACGACCUGCUCAACGUGCUGCAGAACCUCGUCCAAUCAGGAGAUCUGACCAACCGGGAGAGUCUCCACUGCAUCCAGACUGUCUUCACCAUCCUGUCAGGACAAGGUGACGUCCUGACCAUCGACCCGUUGGCGUUCUACUCUCAGCUCUACAGGAUGUUGCCGCGGCUCCACGCAGGGGCGCCCAGUGAUGACAUCAUCAUCGUGCUACGCUGCCUGGACGCCAUGCUGACCCGCCGCAGGAAGCAGGUGACCCUGAGGAGGGCGAUGGCGUUCGUCAAGCGACUGAGCACGCUCAGUCUGCACGUGCUGCCCAACGCCAGCGUGGGGAUCCUCGCCGCCACCAGAGCCGCCGUGCACGCGUUCCCUAAGUGUGACUUCCUGUUGGAUAACGAGGUUCAGGGCAGCGGCUUCUUCCUGCCGGAGCUGGAUGAACCGGAACACUGCAACGCCCAGAACACAGCUCUGUGGGAACUACACACACUACAGAGACACUACCACCCGGUGGUGCGACGGUUGGCGUUCCACCUGAGUCAGGGAGCGCCCAGCGAGGGCUCGGCGGCGCUCGGCGUGGAGCUGAGCCGCAGGUCUCCGCUGGAGCUCUUCAACGCCCACACUGACAGAGACGUGACCUUUGACCCCCCUGUAGCUCCGCCCGGCAGGAAGAAGAAGGAACGUUUCGUGUUUGGAGCGACGCUGCUGGACGCCGAGCUGCAGAGACGAGCCGACAGCGUCCUCGCCGCCGCCGCCGAGGACACGGAGCUGGACUUUACUGCAACACACUGACAGACGCACGCACACGCACACACACACACACACACACGAUAAUAAAAACAACUCCCUUCAAAAUAAAAGCCUGAAUGUGCCUGGAGCUGUACAGAAACAGGAAGUGAUGCGUUUGUUCUUCAGUGAAAUAAAAGUUUUUAUUGAAACAUCA
Molecule: messenger RNA, 2697 nt
Organism: Sebastes umbrosus (honeycomb rockfish)
Lineage: Eukaryota; Metazoa; Chordata; Actinopteri; Perciformes; Sebastidae
Gene: noc3l
Product: NOC3-like DNA replication regulator
Exons: 22
Coding region: 156-2546 (796 amino acids)
Biological process (GO): DNA replication initiation
Cellular component (GO): nucleolus
Molecular function (GO): chromatin binding
Source: RefSeq, a predicted model, not a curated record